AUGAGUAAAGGCGGCAAUGAUAUCUUUCCAGUCUUUCCAACUGCUAUGCACAAGCAGAUAAUGAAAUCGAAAUUGAGUAUUGCUCAAAAAGGGCAUGAUAUUUUAAAAAGAAAAUCAGAAGUCUUGGAAAUGAGAUUUAGAAAGGUUGGCAAAGAAAUAAUCAAAAUCAAGCGCCUCAUGGGCGAUAUCUUCAAAGAGGCUUCCUUCCUUCUUGCUGAGGCUAGAUUCAUCAUUGGAGAUUUCAACCAGUUGGUCUUAAAUGCCGUCAGCAAAGCCAGAUUGAAGGUCAAACACAGGACUGAAAAUGUUGCUGGCGUCAGUCUUCAAAUCUUCGAGUUCUACGUUGAAGGUGGAGACACACAUGACUUGACUGGGCUGGCCAAAGGUGGAGCCAAAUUGAUGUCCAUUAAACAGACCUACACCAAUGCAGUAGAGAUUCUUGUGGAGUUGGCCACUCUUCAGACAACUUUCGUGAUGCUGGAUGAUGUCAUCAAAAGCCUUAACAGAAGAGUGAACUCUCUGGAGCAGAUGCACAUACCGAAGGUCGAGAGAACCAUUCGUUAUAUCGAGACUGAGAUGGACGAAAGAGAGAGGCAGGAUUUCUUUAGAAUGAAAAAAAUCCAGGGAAUAAAGAAGAAGGAUAUGGAUAGAAAAGAAAAGCAAAAGAGAGAAUUCGACGCAACAAAAUCUGAGCAAAAGUAA
Molecule: messenger RNA, 702 nt
Organism: Argiope bruennichi
Lineage: Eukaryota; Metazoa; Arthropoda; Arachnida; Araneae; Araneidae
Product: V-type proton ATPase subunit D 1-like
Exons: 1
Coding region: 1-702 (233 amino acids)
Cellular component (GO): proton-transporting V-type ATPase complex
Molecular function (GO): proton-transporting ATPase activity, rotational mechanism
Source: RefSeq, a predicted model, not a curated record